GUGAUAUUGUGGAUAUUCUCUGUUUCUGGGGUGGCAGUAUUUUAGACUAUUUGCUCUUGAGCUGGAUUUAGGUCUGUAGAGAGUUUCCUUGAGACGUGUCGUGGAACUCGAGGUCCCACCAUCGUCAAAAAAUGAGAGUUUGUAGAGGAGGAGCUUAUUCUCCAUGGUUGUGUUGAAAGAAUUGGAUAUGCUGGGAACUCUUCACAAGUUAAUAAAUAUGAGAGUCAAGCGUGUCAAUUAGGUUACCAUGCGAGGGUAUUUCUAUGAUGAAAUUGCUUGUGCAAGGAAAGGGCGUUUAGUUUGUUGCGUUAAUACCCCUAGUUGGGUUGACAGUGAGGCUUGUUCUCUAAAGAAGGUUCUACGUUUUGCCAUAGUUUGUGAACGGUGUGUUUAUAAAGCUUUAUCCAGCAUGGUUCUAUUGUUGCAGUUUAUCGCUUAAGAGUGACUACCUUACGGAGUUUCAAGUAUGUGCUACUUUCCGUCCCAUAAGGCAGUCGUCGGACUAGCAGAUGCUGGCAAGGAUACUUUGGACACUGUAAAGAUGAUGAUCAUGAUUUAGUUAAGUUGUGAACGUAAAGCUUUUUAAGAAAACAAAUUUUGAUGCGAAGAAAGCAGGUGAUCAUUUGAUUUGACUGUGGUUUCACAAGGACGAGUCAUUUCUGAGGAGGGAGGAGUUUCAUUUCUGGUGCUGUCGAGGAUAUGAACGAACUAGUGUUCUCUUUGAACCAGAUCCUAGAGUCUUCACCUCUUCUUCCCUGGGAGCUCUAUUGUUGUAUUCUGCACAUAUUAUCACUUGGAAGGAUUUCUUCCUGGACGAGGGAAGUGGAACUGCGAGUAGUAAGGUUUGGGUUCUAGAUUAUUCUGCUAUGGCAGGUUUACUGGGAGGCGCAGAUGCAACGGCUCAAUUGGCAUUAGCAGGCGCAAGCACCGGAAAUGGAAAGCUCGAAGAACCUGAUCACUCUAGUGCAAAUUGGUACUUUAGUCGGGAUGAGAUUGAGAAACAGUCUCCUUCUAGGUUGGAUGGAAUCGACAUUAAGAAAGAGACCUAUUUCAGGAAGUCAUACUGCACAUUUUUACAGGACCUUGGAAUGCGGCUGAAAGUGCCUCAAGUGACUAUUGCAACAGCCAUUGUGUUUUGCCAUCGGUUUUUCCAUCGUCAAUCGCAUAAAAAGAACGACAGACAUAUGGUGGCAACCAUAUGCAUGUUUCUGGCUGGGAAAGUGGAAGAGACUCCUCGGCCGCUCCGAGAAGUCAUCAUGUUCUCGUACGAGAUUCGAUUCAAAAAAGAUCCAAUUGCUGCGCAGCGAAUCAGACAGAAGGAUGUAUAUGAGGACCAGAAGGAGCUAGUGCUGGGAGGGGAACGGCUGCUACUGACUACUUUGGGCUUUGACCUGAACGUACAUCAUCCGUACAAGCCCUUAGUGGCAGCUAUCAAGAAGUUCAAAGUAGCUCAGAAUACGUUAGCACAGGUUGCUUGGAAUUUCGUAAAUGAUGGUCUUCGCACAUCACUGUGCCUGCAAUUCAAGCCUCAUCAUAUUGCUGCGGGAGCUAUCUUCUUGGCUGCCAAAUUUCUGAAAGUGAACCUACCCAAAGAUGGAGACAAAGUGUGGUGGCAGCAGUUUGAAGUUACCCCUAGACAAUUGGAAGAAGUAAGCAAUCAGAUGCUAGAAUUGUACGAGCAGAAUAAAUCCAACGGCCCAACAGGCUCGCUUGCCAACGAUCCAAGCCCCAGCGAAAUGAAGCGAGGCCAUGCUCCUAUGGAAAAUCCGUCUACAAAUGGGUAUCAUCAUCAGCAAAGCCCUAUGGCAAAACCAGAAGCAGUGGAAUCAAAAAUGGAUGAAGCUUCUAGUCAGUGGGAUGAUAAGUAUGCUGGAGGCAGGGUGCAAUCGUCUUCACCUGAUUUGGCGUGGAGGUGCAGUGACCCUUCUUCUGAGCAACCGUCGGAUGCUAGGCACAAUGGCUUUCCAGAGACAUCGGGAGUGCAGGCCUCGAAUGGGAGGAUCAACUCGGAGACGUUUAGCAAAAAGGAAUCCGUGAAAUCUAAUGGCGAGCAUUGUCAUGAAACCCAAGAGGAGGUGAAGAAUGGUGUUGGUCGAGGUGAUCGGAGUGAUGAAGGAAGACCAAGUGCUCGGGAAAGACGAAAAGACGGUGAAAAUUUGAAUGGAAAGGACAAAAAAGCAGAUACAGUUGUGAAUUCCGAGACUCUAGACACAAAAGUAGAGACUGAAGAGAAGGACAGAAAGAAGGAAUUUGUGAGCUUGGAUGGAGUUAACACGGACAAGAUUAAAGCUGCAUUAGAGAAAAGAAGGAAAUCACGGGUAGGGUUAGAGUCGAGGCCUUCCAACGUUACCCAUGAGCCAAUAAAUGAAGAUGAGUUACUUGAAAGGGAGCUUGAGAGCGGAGUGGAUGCGGUAGCGGAGGCCGAAAAAUAUGGGAAAGAGAGGAAGGAUAGGAAGCCUUUAAGGGGUGAGCAUGACCUUGUAGGUAGCAAGGAGGAUCAGUUGGGGUCCAAAAAGCUCAAGGCGAAAAUGGAAGGGGAAGCGAAGGGUGCUAAGGUUGAUCAUGAUAUUGCAGGUUUGAAAGAGCGAGUUGCUGAGGGUGAUCUUGCUGCUUCAAGCAGGAAGAAAGUUGUGAAGGAGAAAGACUUCUACCCACAUGAAAGGAAACAGGGGAAAUCACUCGAACGUAGUGACCAUGCGGAUGUAGAUAGAGACAGUAGGGGGCAAAGGGAUCGUUCUCCUGAAAGGGUGGAAGAAGGUGAAGUUCCAAGCACAAGUGGCUCUGUAAGAUCUCCACCACGAUCAGCAGAGAAGCGGUCUCUUCCUGACCGUAGCUUGAGUCCUAGUGCUCAAAAACGAUACUACGGAAACCGUGAACAGUAUUGGAAUCGAAAGGAUGGGCACAAGGAUGGAAGGCACUCACAUAAUCGGGACCAUUACCAUUACCAUUCUUCACACCACAGGUACGAUCAACAUCGUCCAGAUGCCGAAAGAGAUCGUCACCGAGGUGAUCUUAAAGAUAGGGACUGGUCCGACCGAGACUACAAGAAGUCUCGUCACGAGUGACAACCCUACUUGUUUCCUGGGCUUUUGUGAGCUGAUUUUGCACUAAGGGUACCCCAUGAGAAAUAGUUAACUGCUUAAUAUUAAGUUGAGCAUUUUGAGCCCUUUUCUGGCCGUAACUGGUUUAUCGAUUGUACCUGCAGUGGCAGCAAACUCUCUGCAGUGAACUGCUUUGUCUCCAAUGUUGUGACUGAAGAUGUGAUUCAACUCAUUGUUUUUCAGUUCGCGGGUACGCUUAGUGGAUUUUAUACAAGAUACCAGUUAUGAAAAAAUUGCACGAACGACUCUGAAGAGAGAAAUUUGUGCUUCAGAAUAAGGCUACAGACUUUGCUCUCGGUAGAGAGUUUUUGUUUGCCUCGGUUAGUUCGAGACAUGUUGCCGUUGGAUACCUAUUUUGUGUGUCUCCGGAGGUGUAAUUUUCUUUGGAAGAGCAAAGCUUUUAUCCUCAUAGCUUCCCACUAUGACCUGAAAGAUGAUUUGGAAAACUUUUAUGACCGAAGAAGUUCUAUUUGGUCCUCGAACCAGGGGUACUA
Messenger RNA from Physcomitrium patens, 3595 nucleotides. Its product is annotated as cyclin-T1-3. The record is from RefSeq and is a predicted model, not a curated record. Gene Ontology annotation, biological process: regulation of transcription by RNA polymerase II. Gene Ontology annotation, molecular function: cyclin-dependent protein serine/threonine kinase regulator activity. Lineage: Eukaryota; Viridiplantae; Streptophyta; Bryopsida; Funariales; Funariaceae.